Molecule: messenger RNA, 1184 nt
Organism: Carica papaya (papaya)
Lineage: Eukaryota; Viridiplantae; Streptophyta; Magnoliopsida; Brassicales; Caricaceae
Source: RefSeq, a predicted model, not a curated record
AUGAUACUGGAGAAAGUUAGCCUUAACAUCGGUCCAGCAUUAUCUCGAUGGUGUAUUUCUCACAGGAAAAAGGCAAAACAGAUUGUUGAAACUUGGGAUAAAUUGUUCAGCUCUUCCCAGAAAGAGCAGUGUGUUUCCUUCCUUUAUCUGGCUAAUGACAUUUUGCAAAACAGUAGACGAAAAGGCAGUGAGUUUGUGAAUGAGUUCUGGAAAGUUCUUCCUGCUGCUCUCAAACAUGUUUAUGAAAGUGGUGAUGAGUAUGGAAAGAAAGCAGUAGCAAGACUCGUUGACAUAUGGGAAGAAAGGAAAGUUUUUGGUUCUCGAGGGCAAAGUCUAAAAGAUGAAAUGCUUGGCAAGAGUCCUUCUUCUGUUGUAGUGAGCAAUGGCAAGGGCACAAAUCCCAUAAAGAUAGUGAAAAAGGAUGCUCAUUCAGUGAGAAUUAAAUUGGCUAUUGGGGGUCUUCCAGAAAAGAUUCUAACUGCCUUUCAAACGGUGUUCGAUGAUCAUUCUAAUGAAGAGACAGCUUUCAAUAUGUGUAAUACUGCUGUACAUCAUUUGAGUAAAAUUGGGGAAGAUGUUGAUAGUGCAUCAAAUCAAGGAAGUCAGCAUGGCUCUUCUAUCAUAGAUGAGAUACAGCAGCAGGAGCAAGCACUUCAGCAGUGCAUUGGACAACUGGAAAAUGCUGAAGCAACUAGGGCGGCCUUGGUUUACCAACUUAAAGGAGCAUUGCAGGAACAUGAAUCAAAGCUGGAGCUUAUCCGGAGCCAGUUGCAAGUUGCUCGAUUUCAGGUUGAGCAUGCAAACAAUAUGAAGAAGAGAAUGACAUCACCGUCGUUUCCUGUUCCCCCAACUACGCCUACAAUUUCUGCAACAGAAGCCAUGAAGGUGGUAGAACAGACUCUUUCUUCAGCUCAGCCAAUCAGCACUCCACCCCAUCCUCAGCCUGUGGUUUCAUUUGCACCUUUGAGAACUACUGAAGAAGAAAACAAGAAAGCUGCCGCAGCUGCUGUUGCUGCUAAGCUUGCAGCAUCUACAUCCUCUGCACAGAUGCUUACGUCAGUGCUUUCAUCUCUUGUUGCAGAAAAGCUGCCUCAAUGAAUGGUAGCUUAAAAUCUGGUGGGUUCACAGCAGAUUGCCUGUCUUCCCCCAGAAAAAAGGCCAAACUUGAGAACCAAUGCCUGUUU